Molecule: messenger RNA, 635 nt
Organism: Ctenocephalides felis (cat flea)
Lineage: Eukaryota; Metazoa; Arthropoda; Insecta; Siphonaptera; Pulicidae
Exons: 4
Coding region: 216-635 (139 amino acids)
Source: RefSeq, a predicted model, not a curated record
GUUUAUAUUUCGUCCAACUUGUAUCAUGUCAAUUCUUCGAACAUCAUCGUGAUGUGAGGAUUUAAGAAUCAUGGACAAAAUAUAAUAUAUUGCAAUAUAGACAAAUAGACGAAGCACCGUCUUGCUAAUUAUAUGCUGAAAGUAUUUUCCAUCUAAUAAAUAAGUCUUGCUUAAAAUAUUUCUUGUAUAUUACCUAUAUAGAAAUAUAAUUCAAUAUGGAUAGUUCCCCAAAUAACGACUUUAUAGCUUUCAAUACAUCUCCAAAAAAUGAUAAUGGGCCAAAUUUUUAUCCAACGCACUAUAGUAGCCCUAUGCAUGGUAAUCGCAACAGAAAUAAACAGAAAAUGAAUUAUCAGUAUGGCGGUAAUAGUAAUAAACAUAAUAAUAAAAACUAUCGAAAUCGGAACAGCAAUGGCAAUCACAAUAGAUCCGGCAAUAAAAUAUGUGAGGAUGAUAUAAAUCAAUACUUUCACCCUUCUAUGCUUGAAGAUCCUUGGGAGAGACUACUUAAAAACUCAAAUGGUUGUAACGUGUCAUUUAAUAAUUCUAUUAAUGCGCAGUACAUUGACACUAAAAAUGAAAGUGUGACAGAUUUCAUUGACGGUUCCACAGACAGUGUGGGAAGAAUAUCGUAA